GGACGCGCCCGGCCGCAGACUACACCUCCGAGUCCUCUGCCACGGAGGACAAGCCUCGAAGGUAGCAGGUUCCAACCGGACUGCGAGGACCUUGAAAGACCGAGUGGAGCGGCAUGGGGUCUUUUGCGUUGAAGGACAUAGGAAGGCGCUGGAUUUGAGUUUCCCAUCCUCCUGGGGCAGUUCGGCCCGGACAUCUGGGUCCUCUGGAUCCCUCCCCUAGAGGGCGGGGUUAAGUUUUCUGACCAAUGACAGCGCGCUCCCUAGGCUGCCCCGCCCCCAGAACGGGGGUCUUACUGAAUACCCUCACCACCCCGAACCCCGGCCUGGGGCUGCGCGAGCGCGGAAUUUGCGGACACCAAGAUGCCCGGCGAACAACAGACGGAGGAGGAGGAAGAAGAGAUGCAAGAGGAGAUGGUGCUGCUGGUGAAGGGUGAGGAGGAUGAGGGCGAGGAGAAGUAUGAGGUGGUGAAACUCAAGAUCCCUGUGGACAACAAGGAGGUCCCAAGCGAGGCUCCAGCGCCGUCUGCCGAUCCGGCACGCCCACAUGCGUGCCCAGACUGUGGCCGGGCUUUCGCUCGCCGCUCCACACUAGCCAAGCAUUCGCGCACGCACACUGGCGAGCGACCCUUCGCAUGCACUGAGUGCGGCCGGGGAUUCUCGCAGAAGUCGGCGCUGACCAAGCAUGGCCGCACGCACACUGGGGAGCGGCCCUACAAGUGCCCUGAGUGCGACAAGCGCUUCUCGGCUGCCUCCAACCUGCGGCAGCACCGGCGGCGCCACACUGGCGAAAAGCCUUAUUUAUGCACACACUGCGGUCGCCGCUUCGCGCAGAGCUCCAACUACGCACAGCACCUGCGCGUGCACACGGGCGAGAAGCCCUAUGCCUGUCCAGACUGUGGACGUGCCUUUGGUGGCAGUUCGUGCCUGGCGCGCCACCGACGCACGCACACAGGUGAGCGGCCUUACGCAUGCGCUGACUGCGGUACGCGCUUUGCGCAGAGCUCAGCGCUGGCCAAGCACCGGCGUGUGCACACUGGAGAGAAGCCGCACCGUUGUGCGGUGUGUGGCCGCCGUUUUGGGCACCGCUCCAACCUGGCGGAGCAUGCCCGCACGCACACGGGCGAGCGGCCCUACCCGUGUGGCGAGUGCGGCCAGCGUUUCCGCCUCAGCUCACACUUCAUUCGCCACCGUCGUGCGCACAUGCGGCGCCGUCUCUACAUCUGCGCUGGCUGCGGGCGAGACUUCAAGCUACCCCCUGGAGCUACGGCCGGCACUGCCACCGAGCAUUGCCCAGAGUGUAAGAGCAGCUGAUCUCUAGUCUGGUGGCUGUGGGGUGCUAGUGUCCAGUACACCAGUGUUCCUGAACCAACUCUGAGGAUUGCAACCCUUCGGGGCUAAGUUAACGUGAUGGACUACUCCCCGGCACCCUGGUUUGGGAGAGGGUGGGAUGGAAGGCCUGGCUUCCCAGUACUGGGACAUGUGCGGAUCCCUGCGAACCGUGCUCACUUCCCCUCACAAGUCCUCAGCCCGUGCUAGUAAAUGAAGUAUAUCCUCACCUGGCCCUAGCCCGUGAUUGAGGUGAUUGGGGGGAGGAGCCAAGUUGGGGAUUUCCCCAGACUAGGCAACUUAGGUGAACUCUCAUGGAACCAAGUGGGGAUAUAAACCCAAAAGCCUACCUG
Phyllostomus hastatus (greater spear-nosed bat) is the source of this 1679-nucleotide messenger RNA. RefSeq names its product zinc finger protein 771. The coding region runs from base 361 to 1311 and encodes 316 amino acids. The transcript has 3 exons. The record is from RefSeq and is a predicted model, not a curated record. Lineage: Eukaryota; Metazoa; Chordata; Mammalia; Chiroptera; Phyllostomidae.